UAACUAACACUCUCUCUGCCUCACUCCUCAGGUACACUUCAUAUUUGGUCAGAACAAUGAAGCUCAGUGUGGCAUUUAUUCUGCUGUCCCUCAUGGGAAUAUGCUCAGCUUCCAAUUACAAAAAUGUGGCCUUGCGUGGCAAAGCAACUCAGUCACAUCGCUAUGAGCACAACUUUGGGGACGCCAGCAGUGCAAUUGAUGGAAACCCAGAGUCCUCCUUUUCAGCCGGUUCAUGCACCCACACUGUAGAAAUGGCCAACCCCUGGUGGAGGGUGGACCUGCUGGACCGCUAUGUUGUGACUUCUGUCGUCAUCACCAACAGAGGAGACUGCUGUGCAGACAGGAUCAACGGGGCUGAGGUCCACAUUGGUGAUUCUUUACAAGACAAUGGUGUCGCAAACAAACUGGCUGGUUCCAUUUCUAGGCUCUCUGCAGGGAGCUCGUACACCAUGAAAGUGAAUGAUUUGCCUGGGCGCUACGUGACUGUUAGUCUCCCUGGUUCCAGAAGAGUUCUGACACUCUGUGAAGUGGAGGUCUACGGGUACCGUGCGCCGACAGGAGAGAACCUUGCACUCACGGGAAAAGCCUCACAGUCAUCACUAUAUCCAGAAGGCUGGGCAAACUUAGCCAUCGAUGGAAACACUGACAGCGAUCGGCAGCAUAAGUCCUGCUCUCACACUGAUAAUGACUCAUCCCCCUGGUGGCGACUGGAUCUGAUCAAAACUCACAAAGUGUUCUCUGUUAAGAUAACCAACCGCAGAGAUAGUACGUACGCGCAACGACUGGAUGGAGCCGAGCUCCGCAUCGGAGAUUCUAUUGAAAACAACGGCAACAACAAUCCCAGGUGUGCUGUGAUAAAAAGCAUCCCACCCUUUACUACUGCUAAAUUCAAUUGCAAUGGGAUGGAGGGUCGCUAUGUCAACAUAGUUAUCCCUGGAAGGAAAGAGUACCUGACUCUCUGCGAGGUGGAGGUUUAUGGGUCUGUCCUGGAUUAGGAGUUCCUUCUGUUGCAGGAAUUGAACCCACCCUGUUGUUUGUACUGAAACGACUUUUACCUGUACAUGAGGCUUCAGUUUGUGCACACAAAAAGAAUGAAAUAAAAAUUGUUCAACAUGGUAAAAAGAA
Messenger RNA from Notolabrus celidotus (New Zealand spotty), 1125 nucleotides. Its product is annotated as fucolectin-1-like. The record is from RefSeq and is a predicted model, not a curated record. The transcript has 6 exons. Bases 57 to 995 code for a protein of 312 amino acids. Lineage: Eukaryota; Metazoa; Chordata; Actinopteri; Labriformes; Labridae.